Molecule: messenger RNA, 912 nt
Organism: Prorocentrum cordatum
Lineage: Eukaryota; Dinophyceae; Prorocentrales; Prorocentraceae
Source: the annotation of a GenBank genome assembly
AUGCCCGCAUGGUCUCCAGCAAGUUCCUCACUUGUUUCUCGGACUUCCGCCGCCCCGACGCGGAGAGCCACAUGCUCCUGGCCGACUACGUGGUCUACCUGGAGGAGGGACUACGCCGCGCACUUCGGCCUGAUGGAUGUCAUCCGCUUCGACACCCGAAUCGAGAAGAUCAAGCGGGUGGGGGAGACCGGCAAGUAUCAGGUGCAAGUCACACCUCCCGAUGCCCGACACGGGCACGCCGAGGAGUGGGACGCAGUGGCCGUGUGCUCCGGAGGGGACGGCUUGCACAACGUCCCGAGCGUCCCGACUUUCCCUGGUCAGGGUGCAUUCACGGGCUCCAUGUUCCACAGCGCUGAGUACAAGGACCCUGCCGUGUUCGCAGACAAGGAUAUCCUGGUCGUUGGCAGCGGAGAGACGGGCUUCGACGUGGCAUACGCGGCAGCAACGAAUGGCGCCCGGAGCGUGACGCUUUCCACGCGCCACGGCUUUGUGUCGGUGCCCGCGAUGUUCAGCAGCGCCUUGCCUCCUCUGGACGGGGACUGCAUCAUCAUGAAUUGGGCCACUCACAACUGGGAGAGUAAUUUUGCUGCGCGGAUCGGCCUGCACUGGUGGAUCACCACCAAGUUUAACAGGGUGGGCUUCUGGCUCAUGACUGGCACCACCUACGGCUUCAAUCAGUGGACUGGGCGGCGCUUCAACAUGACGUGGGACGAGGGUCGCAAGCACAUCGUCAACAAGUCCACCAAGUGCAUGCCGCUCAUCUCGCGCAAGCUGAAGAUGGCCCGCCCAUGGUGGCAGCGCCUGCCGUGGUGGUCCAUGUGGGACGCCCCUGCCGUGGAGGCCGGGAAGGACCUUGACGUUGACGUCGUCGAGGGUCCCAUCGUCGGCAUGAGCGACAGGACGGGACGGUGA